This is a messenger RNA of Baudoinia panamericana UAMH 10762, 1309 nucleotides long. RefSeq lists its product as uncharacterized. The transcript has 2 exons. Bases 228 to 1229 code for a protein of 333 amino acids. Lineage: Eukaryota; Fungi; Ascomycota; Dothideomycetes; Mycosphaerellales; Teratosphaeriaceae. The record is from RefSeq and is a predicted model, not a curated record.
ACACGUAGGGAUCUGUCGUGUGGCACAAUCGUGCCUUCUCUUCUUGGAAUCCAAGCGGAACAGCGCUAGCAGCGCUAGUGCAAGAUCAGAAGCUCUGACCAUGACGCUAGAUAACAACUUUACGGCACGUGAGCACGACUCUGCUACUUCUACCACGCCAGCCAGCAACAGCCUGUCCUUUGGGAUUCAGCAAGCCAUCACAACAACAAACACCAGCCAAGGCCAAGAUGUCAGACAACGGUAGUCUCGACUUCAACGACUACGACGUCGACAAUGGCGAAGGUGGCGACAACAGUUCCAACGGUGAUACCAGCUACAAGGCUAGCCACAACAAGCCGAAGCGCAAGAGCGCCGCCGGACGCAAGCUUGUUCGUUGGGAUCCCGACAAAGACCAGCUCAUCUUGCUUGCGGUCGACUACGAAUGCACCAAGAACGGUAUUACCGUGCCAUGGGAUGCCGUAGCUGCGCAUGUCGCCUCGUACUUGACCGGUGAAGGCAUCAAGCAGCAUCUCGCCAAAGUCUACAAGUUCCGCGUUGAGGAGGGCCACAAAGUCCCGCCAAAGCUCGAUCGCAACCAGCGUCGUAAAACUUUGCCAAGCGCUAACAGCACACCUGCGCCCGUUCGUUCGCGUGGUGGCGGUGGUCGUGCUCGCGCUAGGGCUGCAGUCGAGCAAGGCGAAGACGGCGAUGCCCCAUACACUCCAAGCAAGCCAGGUCGUAGCCUGUUGUUCAAGAAGCCGGAGCCGACAAACAAGAGGGCCAAAGCGGCAGUGACAGUCACCCCGAAGAUGCCAAGCACUGGCGCCCGUGGUGGUAGACGCAAGAAGGCUUCUCCGGGUGAUUAUUUCACAAACUCGAUUGAGAUCAACGACGAGGUGGUCUCGAUCAAGUCAGAGCCUAACGACGACGAUGCCUAUUCUGCUGCACAUUUCGUUGCGCCAAAGAAGAAGGCUCCGGCUCCGAGAGGCAUGAAGCGUGGGCGCAAGUCCAAGACCAGGAUUGACGAUGAGGAGGACGAGGAUGAUACUGGCGUCACGACGCCAACGAAGAAGUCAAAAGCUGAGCGCGAGUUGCGCUCACUGGUGCCGGUCGAUUACAGCAAGCAGCUCGUGCAGAAUGAGGAUGUCAACGGUUCCGAUCUGGUGAAGCAGCUCAGUCGUAAGCGCAACAGCACGGCUUUCCUUGAUUAUUUGCUGACACUAUCGAGACUCCUCUCACGGCAGCGGUAGCAACACGAACAUGCAGCAGACGCACCACUUCGCCGCUCAAGACGGUGCGUUCCGUGGCUAUCCAUCCCAAUCUUCUGCCC